CACACCUCCAAUACAUACGUGAAGAACCCCCCUCGCCUCUUCUUCUCGUACCAUUUCACCUAAUAUUCUACCACCGAUAACCAAACCCCCCCUCUCCACUCUCUCUCCCCAACGAAUUCAAACGAACACGAACACAACAGUCAAGUUGCACGAUAACCGCACAAACGAACAGAAUGUCGUCCCAAACAUGGCCGGAACUCAAGGCUGACCACCCCAUCAUCAAGCUCCACCAGAAGCUUCCAGAGAUUCUCACUGCUUCUGAGGGCUACAACUCGAUCUGGGGACUCACCCUUAUCGCUCCUCCUGCCGCUGAGCCCAGCGCCAUCCCGCCACCCCUCCUGCCACCACCUCCACUCCUCCCCCGCCCGGAUGCCGCUGCCCCUACAACCAGAAGCCGGCGUCGCUGCCGAGACCCGCGUUCCGUCGCCUCGGCCGACAAGAAGCCCGUCCCACAGCCCACCUUCGCCGCGCUGAUUCCUGCAGAAGUUCCUGCGCGCGAACGCGAACGACGUUUGCCAAGGCCUUCCCCGCAGCUGAAGGACACCAUGGUGUGCGCAAGGGGUUCUUCUCUUCUCGCCGACGGAGAGAGCAGCAAGGGAUGGAGCGAGACCAAGUUCAAGGGAAUCGGAUACGUCAACACCAUCAAGCACAAGAGCGGUGUGGAGAAGGUCGUCUCUUGGAACAUCUACGGUGCCACCAAGGAUAUCAAGGCUACGGUCAAUCUCAUGGAGGAGAGCUUGACGCGUCUCAAGUUGGGCGAGGCCACCGAGCCGAUCCCCGACUACGGUCAGGGCGAGGAUCCUUACAUGAGUCUUCAGGUCCAUGACUACAUGAACGUUUUCUUUUCCUUUCUUGCGACUUCCGUCGGAGGAACGUCCCUCCCCGCGCCUCAUGGGCUGGGUCUACAAGCUUGCAUCAAGAGGCUGUUGAGCAACGCUACGGUGUCAAAGUUGGAGAUGUUGAGUUCAAGCAAGGAGCUGGCCUCCUGGUUGGGCGAGGACAUUCCUAAGCAGUACGGUGGAAACGCCGAGCCUUUGGAGUCGGGUAGCAACUCGGUCCACAGCCCCAAGGACGUCGACGGAGAGGCUGCCGAGGAGGCCGCCGUCAAGGAGAAGGAGGCCAAGGAGGCUAAGGCUGUCGAGGAAGCCACCGCUGCCGCCGCCGCCGCGAAUGAGCAGGAGACUAAGCCGGCUGUCGUCGAGGAGGUCAAGGCUACCGAGGAGGCACCCAAGGAGGCACCUAAGGAGGAGGCCGCGCCAAUCGUGAGCGUCACCACCCCCGCUGAGACCACCGUGGAAGAACCGAAGGUCGCCGAGAUUCCCGUCGUGGCUGUCCCUGAGACCGCUACAGUAGCCGAAAUCGAGGCCCCUAAGGCCGAGGAGACGCCGGUUGCCAAGAAGGAGGAGGAGGUCACCCCCUUGCCCCUUACCGAGCCCGUCACCGCCGAAGUCGUCGUCGUCGCCGAGGCCGCCACGCAGCCAAUCACUGAGGUCGAGGUUCGCGAGGAUGCUCCAGCGGCUCCCAAAGACAUCUCCGAGGUCCCCAUUCCUGCGCCCAUCGCUCUCACCGAGGCCCCCAAGGUCGAGGAGAAGAAGGAGUAA
Messenger RNA from Tricharina praecox, 1601 nucleotides. RefSeq lists its product as uncharacterized. The record is from RefSeq and is a predicted model, not a curated record. Gene Ontology annotation, cellular component: cytosol; plasma membrane; cortical endoplasmic reticulum. Gene Ontology annotation, biological process: Golgi to plasma membrane protein transport; regulation of exocytosis. Lineage: Eukaryota; Fungi; Ascomycota; Pezizomycetes; Pezizales; Pyronemataceae. The coding region runs from base 174 to 1601 and encodes 475 amino acids. Gene Ontology annotation, molecular function: phosphatidylinositol transfer activity. The transcript is spliced from 4 exons.